AAAAGUCAGUGUGACUCUGAACAACAGCGGGCUAUCCCAGAGUACUGUGCUUCCACUGCUUUAUUUUUAGCAGCAUAAAUAAAUGUUUCAUAAAUGCUCUGAAAUCCACUGAGCUGUGUCUAAUUCCACCACAUAUGGAAGUGGGUUUUGUCUAUUUCAGCUUUCAAAUAGCCCUGAUUCUUAGCUUUUAGGCCUUUAAGAGAGAAGGUCCAGCCACACCACCAGCAUCUGAGUAAGUCAUCUCACAGAAGCUGCUGGUUUAUACUAACAGAACGACACCCAUUUUACUGGGACAAGGCAUUACUUAAAAUUUGCUGAAGAUCAUACAGUGAGAAGCACACAACUUUUGCACACCUAUACAAUAUUAUCCUAUGAACAAACUCAAGAGUGGUAGAGUAAGACGUGAACCAUGUAAGGGCUUACUUAUGCAUAAACACCUGCCAAAACACAUGCCCACGCUUACCGCGAGUCUGUAAUUGCUUGCUGAAAAACGGCCACUUACUAGUCAAGGGCUACUGGGGCCACUACAAAGCUGCUUUGUCUACCCUCGUCCCAGCAAUAACACAAAAAGCAUAGUCCCAUAAACAUACUGAACUCAAAAGCACACUACUGCCAACCCGCCCUCCUCACAGCACCCCCAGCGCCCCAGCGGGUCGGAAGCCAUUUUGUGCGUGACCGACACUCACAAGCGCCGGCGGAAAGUUGCGCGCAGGAGACGCCCCUCCCGCCACAGCGCCGCCGCCAUCUUGUGGGAGCGGGACAGGCUUAUUUGCGCAGUUUCGAAUUUCAUCUCUUGAGGUAGACUAUAAAGCGAAACGAAAAGCACAAUUCUUCCCUCACUUCGCCCUAAAACACCUAACGGCACGACUCACGAUAAAAUCGUCAGGGUUAGCGAAUGUGGCUCGGAAGAUGUAUAAUGAUGGGAAGGCGGAUAAAGUCAGUUCCCGAGUCCCUCAGCGAGGGGAGACCUCUGCCUUAAACAGCGUUGGUAUUUGUGCGUAGAGGCGGCUCAGGUCUCUCCAGCAGCCCUAAGAAAAAAUGAGUUGAUGUAAUCAACUUUGUCUAUGGACGAUCAUUGGAAAAUACUGGAUGGAAACUAAUGCUGGAUCUGGAUCAGUGAUUUGGCAAUGGUCAAAUACCAGUAUUCCAAUGUACUUGUGGACAGACUUGCAUGCAGAACUGCUUAUGUAAAAAGGCAUCUAGUUAAGAAUGAACACCAGAGAAGUGCUGUGGUAGACAUGGGCUUCAUUUCAUGUUGGCUUCCUGUUUAAAAAACAGGAGGCUGUCAAUUUUAAAGGGACAGCAACAAAGUGAUGACCAGGUGCCAAGUGCCAGCUGUCCUUAUUCACCAGAUUGAACAAGAAUUGGAUAAAGACGAAGAAGAGAUGGUGGUUUUCCUGUGCAGAGACCUUGCUCCUGACUUGGCCACUGCUGACCUUAGAGAGCUCUUGGUGGCUUUGAAUGAAAGGGAGAAAUUGUCUUUUCUUGGCUUGUCUGAGCUGUUGUACAGAGUUAAGAGGUUUGACUUGCUGAGGAGAAUCUUGAAGACUGAGAAAGCCACAGUGGAAGCUAACCUUGCCAGGAGUCUCAGACUUGUCUCUGAUUACAGGGUACUAAUGGUAGAGAUUAAUGAAAAUCUGGAAAAAGAAGAAGUGAGUUCUCUUGUUUUUCUACUCAGAGAUUAUGCACCUCGUAUGAAAAUGGUAAAAGAUAAGAGUUUUCUAGCUCUUGUGAUUGACCUGGAGAAACUAAAUUUGGUGGCUCCUAAUCAACUGGAUUUGCUGGAAAAUUGUUUUCGAAAUAUUCACAGGGUAGACCUGAUUAGGAAGAUUCAGAAAUUCAGACACGAAGCUUUAAUGUCCUCUGGUCAUUCUCAGCCAGUAUAUGUAAAUGCACUUCAGGCAUCUCUCCCUAAUCUCAGUCUGAUCGAUCCUCCUUAUAAUUCAGGGAUCCAGAAUGUGAACAAAGAAGAAUCACAGACUGGACAAAGUUUUAUUCUGGCAGAACCAAUCCACAUGUCCAUUCAGGAAUCAGGACCAGUGUCACAUAAGGUGUUUGAUGAUCAGUACAGAAUGCAAAGUCAACCUUUAGGAAUAUGCCUGAUAAUAGACUGUAUCGGCAAUGACACAGAUGUGUUGGAAGAGACCUUCAGAGGCUUAGGCUAUGACGUUCAUUGUCACAGAUACUUAAAUAUGAACACCAUGAAUCAAACAUUGCUUGAAGUUGCAAGGUUGCAGAAGCACAGAAAUUGUGACAGCUUCAUUUGUAUAUUGGUCAGCCGUGGAAGUCCUCAGAGCAUCUUCUGUACAGACCAUACCUUUUCUGGAUUCCCUUUGGAACAGAUAAAGAAAUACUUUACAGCAGACUCAUGUCCUGAACUCCUAGGAAAACCGAAGCUUUUUUUUAUUCAGAGCUACAUUGUGCCAGAAAAUGACCAAGAACAUACUAGUCUGUUGGAAAUAGAUGGGGAUGAUGAGAAAAUCAUUGCUAACACAAAAAUCCCUUGGAAAGUCACUAUCCCCCAAGUAGCAGACAUCUUUUGGAGUCAGUGCAAGGUAGAUGUGUCUACACUAGAAAAAUCUCCAACUUCAUCCUCAUAUUAUCUGCGUUGUCUGGCUGAGCUACUCCGCAAUCCUCAUAAAAGGAAACUCUCUAUAUUAGAUAUCCACACAGAACUGAACAGAAAAGUCUAUGAAUGGAAUAAGACCACUGACCCAAGCCAACAAUACUCACUUCUGCUCCAGCACACACUGAGGAAGAAACUUUUUCUUUCUCCCACUUAACUGCUGUUGGAAAGGACAUGUCUGAAGUGGCUAACAAGAAACACUAUGAUGCAGACAGUUUCACACAUACUUUUAGUUUAUGCAGUGUUGUUGCAUGUGUAUCUAAAGUGCCUGUUGCUUCCAAACCCAGGGAUUUAGAAGCACUUUUAUGUGUUGAGGCCAAUUCCUUAUUGAUAAUGUAUCUGAAAGCUUGGAUGAGAAUGGCAGCUAUCGUAUAUAGCACUGCAACAGACCUACAACCAAGUACAACAGGUAAACAGGGUGGAAGGAGCUCUAAACUGUAUAGCUCAUGGGUUUUCCAGGGCUUUGCGUUUUUAUUGUUUCAUUGGUGGUUUUUUAGCAUACCUAUUAGCAGUGCACCUAUCUAGGUUCUUCUGUUGAUGCUUAGAACAAGUAUAAGCCAGUGCAAACCACUGAAAUUCACUGGGUACUCUCCUCAGCACCUAAUAAUGGAAAAUGUGUCAUGAAAAUGUCUACACAGCAAUGCCAGUUCUUCAUUAGCAAGUUCUGACUUGUGUGCCUCCACAGACUAGCAAAACAGAAGGAGGAGAAAGAUGAUCUUAUAAAUAAUUUGGAUUCCAUCUGCCUGCUGCAUUACAGGUGGUGAUUCACCCAGAACCCUGUGUUGUCAGUACUAUCCACAGCACACAAUGGUUAUAUGUUAAUAAAUGAGACAUUCUGCCAUGUUUUGGGCUAACUGUGGCAGGGCUUUACAGUAAUCUACCAGACAGUUAAAAAAUGUGGGAUUUUGGCAGAUGUUUUGUGGAAGGUGAAACAUGAUUCACAUUUGCUGCACCAUGCAUAGUUGUAAAAGUACACUUUUAUCAUAUUUGAACUUAAAUGUCCUGUAGCAGCCACUGGCUCUUAAGAUGGGUUUAAAUUAAACACUGCACCUUCAUUUCUUUUGCUUAAGAAAAAGGGUGCAUCUUUAUCAAUUGUGGUUUGGUUUUUUUUUUUCCAAGUUGCCCUUACUCUUCUGAAAAAGACAUGAGUUAAAAUCGUCCUAAAUAAGUGGAGCAGAUGCCUAACCUAAAGAGUUGAGUUAAGCUGCUUGUUGUAUAACAGUGUAACCUGGAUGAGUUGUAUUGAAAUUUAUUGUAACUGAAUUUAUGGCAUUCUCUUCCCUCCUAAAGUAGGCCACUGGUGUACUUCUAAUACUUGUAAUACAGUCUCCUGUUCAGGAAAGAAUUCAAGGCCUUGGUGUGCCUUGCUGGGUUUCUGGUGUCAUUACACCAUACAUCCUUCUGGCAUGUGUUUCAUGUGAGCAGAAAGGAAAGGAGUUUUUGCUAAUACAGGGUAUGCGAGUUCCUUGAGCAAAUACACUGCAAAAAGAUUUUUUGCUAGUGUAGCUGCAUUUGAUUUGAGUAAAAAGCAUAUGUGCUUACAUAUAUAACUUCACCUACAAUGCUUUUCAUUGUAGACCAAAUGUAACAGGCAGCUAGCCUAUUGAUACUAUAGUGGUAUACUAUCAGUAUACAUUAGUAUAUUACUGAUAAUUAGGAGAGCUUGGCCAGUAAACUGGUAGCAGUGCCUUUUUUUAUUCCUUGAUAUUGUGUUGUACAUCUUAGGUGUUGGCUUGACGUUUUUAUUAACUUCUUUUUUAAAACCAGGCUUCUUAGGUUUCACUUGGGGGGAAAAAAAAAAAAAAGUUUUCAAGUAGUUUCUGUAAUUGAGAGUAAAAUGCACUUUUAUUUGUCAAAAAGUAGAUAUUGAAGUCUAAAAAGUGCUCAGGAGUCUUUCCUUGUUAUGUGAUGUAGACCCAGUCUCUUCCUGGCUUAAGAAGUUCCUAAACUGCUGAUUGAUGAGGAUUGUUAGGAGUAUACAAAGAGGAGAAACCCACUGAACAAGUUUUAUCCUAUAGUCUUUCACUAUACGUGCAAAAUGUUAAGAUUGAAAUAUGUAUUUAUUUAUAUUAAUGUACUAUUUUAUAUAAUAUAUAAAGUACGUUUUAUAUCAUUGUGAUUAAAUCUUCACUCGUUACCUUUUUUAAAAUUUUGUAUUCAGUUUUAUUUGCAUGUUAAUUCUGGAAAGUUCCGUACACGGUUGUGAUGUGAAGAAAUUUUUGCACAAUUCAACAAUAUAAUUCACCUGUAUUGCAAGUCUAUGCAUUCCAUAUUUUUCUCUUUCCACUUCAGAAGCUAUGGUGUCCUCUUUAAUAAAGUAUAUGGAAACUUUUUAAUAGCUUUGAAUUGGGAAAUAUAACCCCAAAUUUUAUGUUUAACUGUGGGUACAUGUGUUAUUUGUGUUACUGUAAUUUGAUGUAGGCACAGGCAUAAGGGGAAAAAUCAAAUAUAAUUUUUUUCAAAAUUCAGAAAUUCUCUAAAAGCUUAUUUUCUAUAAGCAUUAAAGUAAGAAUACUAAAUCCAGUUUCAUGAUCCUAUUGGUGUGGAAAUAAAUGCAUCACAGUGGGGCAGAGAGAGGGGGCAGGUCUUCCUUUCAGUUUAGUGUUCUCUAAGAAAGGAUUUACUAAACUGGUCCUUUUCUUUAAACUAGGGCCAUAAUGCUUCUGGCUUUAAAAUACUAAAUACAAAAUUUAAAAUACUUUAUGUCUUAAUUAUGUUCAUAUGUAUUCCACACACUCAAGUAGAGAGCUUACUGCAUUGUAUCAGCAGAAGGGUCUGUACUAUAUGUGAUAGGUAAUAAAAAUAGCAUUCAUUUUAACCCUAAAUAUUUAAUAACUGACUGUCUUCCAAUAAAGUAAAGCACAAGUGUAAUUUUGAAACUCUACCUUGUUCAUGUUCAUGGGGUAAGAGAAGAAUUAUAAAAUGACAGAUUUGGAAUAUUAGAAGUUACUUCCUAUAGUGGCUGGUAAAUUAAGCAAAUGUUGAAACAAGUAUGUAUUCUGUGGUGGUAGAAAUAAGAUGUGAUUCCUAUUUAUCAUAUAUACCUAUGUGAUGUUAAUAAAUGUGGUUUCACA
Messenger RNA from Athene cunicularia (burrowing owl), 5700 nucleotides. RefSeq names its product CASP8 and FADD like apoptosis regulator (gene CFLAR). Gene Ontology annotation, biological process: negative regulation of extrinsic apoptotic signaling pathway via death domain receptors; proteolysis. Gene Ontology annotation, molecular function: cysteine-type endopeptidase activity; protein binding. Lineage: Eukaryota; Metazoa; Chordata; Aves; Strigiformes; Strigidae. The record is from RefSeq and is a predicted model, not a curated record. The transcript has 11 exons. Bases 1314 to 2783 code for a protein of 489 amino acids.